Molecule: messenger RNA, 2586 nt
Organism: Pseudonaja textilis
Lineage: Eukaryota; Metazoa; Chordata; Lepidosauria; Squamata; Elapidae
Gene: GAS6
Product: growth arrest specific 6
Cellular component (GO): extracellular region
Molecular function (GO): calcium ion binding; receptor ligand activity
Source: RefSeq, a predicted model, not a curated record
AGGUGUGUCGCUGGAGCUCCAAAGCCUGCGAACUUUCCGUCUUGAUUGGCUCAACCUCACAAGCGACUCCCCCGCGGGGCUCGGCAGAAGCCGCGCUGCCUCCAACAGGAGCGGCGCUCCCUCCUCCUCCUCCACCAGACCGCCCCGCUCCUCUCGGCCAGUCAGAGGGCGCAGCCCCGAGGCUCAGCCGCCGCCGCCGCAUCAUGCAGCCGCCGCCGGCUCCCGCUGCUGCCCUCUUGCUCGUCCUGCUGGCUGCGGACUCCUCGCAGACCGUGGUGUUCUACAAAGGUCGGGAGGAGGCUUCUCAGUUCCUUCGCCAGAGGCACCGCCGAGCCUACCAGAUCUUCGAGGAGACCAAGCAAGGCCAUCUGGAGAGAGAGUGCGUGGAGGAAUUCUGCAACCGGGAGGAAGCCCGAGAAGUGUUUGAGAACGACCCUGAGACGGAUUAUUUCUACCCGAAAUAUUUGGACUGUAUUCAGGACUAUGGGUCACCAGCUACAAGAAGUCCAAAUUUACAUACGUGUGUGCAUAAUUUACCAGACCAAUGUUCUCCUAACCCGUGUCAUAGAGAUGGUACUAUAAAAUGUGAAGAUCUGAAAGGUGGAUACCUUUGCCACUGUAAGAGCGGCUGGGGAGGCGAGACAUGUGAUAAAGAUAUUAAUGAAUGUGCAGAUCACAAUGGCGGAUGUAAACAGAUCUGUUACAACAAGCCAGGCAGCUAUCACUGCUCAUGUUACAUUGGUUAUGCUCUUAUGAGUGACAAUAAAUCGUGCGAAGAUAUUGAUGAAUGUGCUGUAACAGCAGGGAUCUGUGGAGAAGCUCAAUGUAAAAAUUUAGUAAAGUCUUACACAUGUGUUUGUGAUACUGGCUACACUUACGAUGAGGUCACAAAGACCUGCAAAGAUGUGGAUGAAUGUGAACAGAACUUAUGUGAGCAAACAUGUGUUAAUUCACAAGGAAGCUAUACUUGCCACUGCAAUGGAAAAGGUGGAGUUAAACUCUCCAGUGAUAUGAAUACUUGUGAGGAUAUUUUACCUUGUGUACCAUUUGCUACUGAAAAAAGUAUUAAAUCCCUCUAUCUUGGAAGAUUUUUUAGUGUGACACCUGCCAUCAAGGCAUUCUUUAAGAGGACACAACCCACAAGAUUUACAGCUGAAUUUGAUUUUAGAACCUUUGAUCCUGAAGGUUUGCUUUUUUUUGCUGGAGGCCAUCACGACAAAACCUGGAUAGUUUUGGCUUUGCGCAAUGGACGGUUGGAGCUGCAACUCAAGUACAAUGGAGUCGGCCGGGUGACCAGCACUGGCCCAAUCAUCAACCAUGGCAUGUGGCAGACAAUAUCAGUUGAAGAAUUGGAAAGAAGUUUAGUUAUAAAAGUCAAUAAGGAUGCAGUUAUGAGGAUAGCUGUCUCAGGCAAUUUGUUUACUCAAGACAGAGGACUUUAUCUUCUAAAUCUAACAGUUGGAGGACUUCCUUUCAAGACCCAUAAUCUUAUCCAUUCUAUUAACCCUCGACUAGAUGGAUGUAUGAGGGCUUGGAAUUGGCAGAAUAAGGACGACGUUACUAUCCAAACGAAUGAUAGGAUGCAGUGCUUUGCAAUUGCAGGAAGAGGUUCUUUCUACCCUGGCAAAGGAUUUGCUAUAUUUAAUCUCAAUUAUGCUCGUCCAUUUGAUAUCAAUGAAACCAGGAAGCAGUGGGAAGUAAAAGUAAAUCUUUUAAUUCGUCCAGCCACAGAUACUGGAGUGCUCUUUGCUCUUGUUAGCAAUAAAGCAAUAGUCCCUUUGUCAGUGGCUCUGAUUGACUAUCAUUCCACAAAGAAGCUUAAGCAACAGUUUAUUAUCUUGGCAGUGAAGAACACGGUAGUUUGCAGGCUGGCAGUAAGCAUUUGUGACAAACAAGAGCACUUGGUGGACAUCUUCGUCAGCAAUAGUCAGAUAGUUUUGACUAUGGAUGGGACUGCAGGACAGAACGAACUAAGCCAGGCACAACUGGAAGAUUAUCUGUCUGUUUUAGAUAAUUACCUACAGUCAUCUCUAAAGACUUAUGUAGGAGGACUGCCAGAUGUUCCUGUCACUUCAACUCCAGUUACUGCUUCCUACCAUGGCUGCAUGACGGUGAAAGUUAACAAUCAAGCUCUGGAUUUAGAUGAGGCACUCCAAAAGACCAAUGACAUCACCUCCCAUUCUUGUCCUCCAGUAGAAACUGGUCAAUAGAUGCCACUGCAACACACACAGAAUUUUUGUAUUCAACAUAUGUGCAUUUCAGUUAUAAAUUAUUCAGAUUUCCAGCACUGCGUGUAUAGUUCCCUUGAACACUGAUGUUAUGUAGGAUCUACUGUGUUAAUUAUUGAAAUAUUUCUUUGCUUGAGAAGAUUUAAAAUAUGUAAUAUAUUUGUAAAUAGUUGAAAAUACUAAUGUUAAUAACCAGAAGUUGCAAAUUGUUCUCUGAGGUGAGUAGUUGAGAAACAGUUCAUGGUCGCUGGUAAAUUACUUUGUGUGGACUGGAAGAUUAAAAAUAAUUAUGUAUUUUUUUAAUGCUGCUUCCUAACUUACAAAAUAUGAAAAAAAUAAAACUUUUUGUUGAAUUAUA